UAAAUUUACAAACGAGACUAACAGCUUACAAUGUCUCAAGCCGACACCGUUUUCCAGUCCCGAUCGGACGGUAUCUCUGCCGAAGGUGUCCGCGAUCAGUAUGCCGAUGGUAAGGCAGCCAAAGUGUGGGAAAUUUUCAUCGGAGACAAAAAGUCCCGCACCGAAAAUUAUCGCAAUUUCCUCGUUGAAAAACUGCGUCAGAAUGGUGUACGACGCAUAUUGGACGUUGCUUGUGGAACGGGUGUGGAUUCGAUCAUGCUGCUGGAAGAAGGAUUUGAAGUUGUCUCCAUUGAUGCUUCCGACAAGAUGCUGAAGUAUGCGCUAAAGGAACGUUGGAAUCGCCGCAAGGAACUUAGCUUUGAUAAAUGGGUUAUUGAGGAGGCAAACUGGCUCACGCUGUACGAUGAUAUAAAGCAUUUGCUUAACGGAGGUUUCGAUGCCGUUAUGUGCCUGGGAAAUUCUUUCGCUCAUCUGCUGGAUAACUUUGGAGAUCAGCGCGAACAGAUUCAAGCCAUUCGUAACUUUGAAAAAUGCGUUAAGCCCGGUGGUUUGCUAUUGAUCGAUCACCGCAACUACGACAAUAUCAUGGACACCGGUGCAACGCCCGCCAAGUGCAUCUACUACAAUAGCAGCCACACGACCGACAUCAAAACGUCAGUACUGUACGUAGCCUCAAAGCCGACGCUCGUUACGCUGGACUAUCAGAUCAGCACGGGUAGCGAUGUCAGCGAGUUCCGAUUAUCGUACUACCCACACAAACUGCGCGUGUUUGAAGAAAUUCUUCAGACUAUCUUCCGUGGCAACAAGCUGCACGAAAUCUAUGGUGACUUUAAGCCACUGACCGGAGUAUCCAAUCCGGCAUUUUAUAUUCACGUUGUGCAGAAAGCUUCACCCUAAGUACGCAGCGCUACGUCGCAAGACGACAAAUUGUACUCAAAGUGAUUUACAAGUCGGAAAACGAGUAAGGAAACACCACACGGACCACACUGCAUGGAGCUCAACGCAAUCAUUCCCCAUAGCGUGACGAUUGGUAAAAACAAAAAAAUAAUAAUAAAGUAACUCACUGUUGAGGAGUGGUUUUUCCAACAGUAAUCCGUCGUUCCU
This is a messenger RNA of Anopheles moucheti, 1104 nucleotides long. Its product is annotated as glycine N-methyltransferase. Gene Ontology annotation, molecular function: S-adenosyl-L-methionine binding; identical protein binding; glycine N-methyltransferase activity. Gene Ontology annotation, biological process: protein homotetramerization; S-adenosylmethionine metabolic process; one-carbon metabolic process. The record is from RefSeq and is a predicted model, not a curated record. NCBI's taxonomy places the organism in Eukaryota, Metazoa, Arthropoda, Insecta, Diptera, Culicidae. The transcript is spliced from 4 exons. The coding region runs from base 31 to 897 and encodes 288 amino acids. Gene Ontology annotation, cellular component: cytosol.